Molecule: messenger RNA, 926 nt
Organism: Macadamia integrifolia
Lineage: Eukaryota; Viridiplantae; Streptophyta; Magnoliopsida; Proteales; Proteaceae
Product: G-rich sequence factor 1-like
Exons: 2
Cellular component (GO): ribonucleoprotein complex
Molecular function (GO): RNA binding
Source: RefSeq, a predicted model, not a curated record
UAUAUUAAGUUGUAGCAUAUAUGAUGCAACCAUCCCUCCCCUAGAAAGUCCGUCAGUUUUUCUCUUCUUGUCCGGAACUCCGGAUCAGCUUUUUACUCUUCCACAUUAUCGAGUCCUAGAGAGAAAGAGAGAAAGCGAGAAAGCGAGAAAGCGAGAAAGCGAGGGCGAGGCAGAAGGGGGAUCCGGGAACGUUGAGGAAAAAAAUGUUCUACAGAGGGAAUUACGUCGAUGGUGGCGAUGGGCGGGAAAUGGGUCCGAAACGGCAGCGGAUACUUGAUCAGCCUACAUCAUUUUAUGGGGCUUCUGCGGGUUCGAGUUUCAUGUAUAAUGAGGCUUCUCCUUAUGCGUAUGCUGGUCAGCCUCCAUUCCCAGUUGUUCGACUGCGAGGGCUUCCCUUUGAUUGCACAGAAGCUGAUGUGACUGAGUUCUUUCACGGUCUAGAUAUUGUUGACGUUUUAUUCGUCCACAAACACGGCAGGUUCAGUGGGGAGGCCUUUGUUGUUUUAGGUUAUCCCCUUCAAGUUGAUUUUGCAGUUCAGAGGAACCGACAGAACAUGGGUAGGCGAUACAUUGAAGUUUUCAGGAGUAAGAGACAAGAAUAUUACAAGGCCAUAGCAAAUGAAGUUUCUGAUGCCCGUAGUGGUUCACCCCGCCAGAAGGCUCGGGCAAGAUCCUAUGAUGAUGCGAAGGACUCAGCCCAACAUACUGGGGUAUUGCGAUUGAGAGGAUUGCCAUUUUCAGCUGGGAAGGAUGAUAUUAUGGAAUUCUUUAAAGAUUUCAUGCUUUCUGAAGAUUCUAUUCAUAUCACGCUCAAUAUGGAUGGGAGGCCCACAGGUGAAGCAUUUGUGGAGUUUGCAAAUCCUGAGGAUUCAAAGGCUGCAAUGGCGAAAGACAGGAUGACCCUCGGGAGUCGUUAUAUAGAGCUA